This is a messenger RNA of Trichomycterus rosablanca, 1871 nucleotides long. RefSeq names its product HtrA serine peptidase 4 (gene htra4). The transcript is spliced from 9 exons. The record is from RefSeq and is a predicted model, not a curated record. Gene Ontology annotation, cellular component: extracellular region. Gene Ontology annotation, molecular function: serine-type endopeptidase activity; protein binding. Gene Ontology annotation, biological process: programmed cell death; positive regulation of apoptotic process; proteolysis. NCBI's taxonomy places the organism in Eukaryota, Metazoa, Chordata, Actinopteri, Siluriformes, Trichomycteridae. The coding region runs from base 1 to 1389 and encodes 462 amino acids.
AUGUGGGAACUAAAACUCCUCUCGUGCCUCUUUGCGGCCUCGCUCGCGCAAAGGCCCGGGACCGUGACCGGGUCGGUGUGUCCGGAGCUGUGUGACCGCUCCCGCUGCCCGCCCGCGCCGGACUCGUGCUACUUCGGCGUGGUCAAGGACGCGUGCCGCUGCUGCACCGUGUGCGCGGCCAGCGAGGGCGAUCCGUGCGGACUGCGGGGACGCGCGCGCUGCGGCGAGGGCCUGCGCUGUGACCGCGCGCCGGCGGCCGCGGGAGAGCGCGCGCGCAAAUGCGUGUGCGUGUCUGCAGGCCCGGUGUGCGGGAGCGACGGGCGCACUUACCCGAGCGUGUGCCGCCUCCGAGCGGAGAACCGGAGAGCGGAGCGGAGCCGCGCGCCCGCCAUCAUUACCGUCCAGAAGGGCGCGUGCGAGUCCGGUUCUCAGAACCCCAGCAGCAUGCGCUACAAGUUUAACUUCAUAGCAGACGUGGUGGACAAGAUCGCCCCCGCCGUGGUUCACCUGGAGCUCUUCAAAAGACUCCCGUUUGCCAGUCAGGAGGUCCCGGUGUCCACCGGCUCUGGGUUCAUAGUGUCAGAGGACGGCUGGAUCGUCACCAACGCUCACGUGCUGUCCAACAAGCAGCGGAUUAAAGUGGAGCUGAAGAACGGCGUCCGUCACGAGGCCGCCAUCGUAGACGUGGAUCAGAAGCUGGACAUCGCUCUGAUCAAGAUAGAGUCUGAGGAGGCUCUGCCCAUCCUGUCACUGGGCCGCUCCUCGGACCUGAGGCCGGGCGAGUUCGUGGUGGCCGUGGGAAGCCCGUUCUCGCUGCAGAACACCGUCACCACGGGCAUCAUCAGCACCACGCACCGCGGCGGGCGCGAGCUCGGCCUCCACAACUCCGACAUGGAGUACAUCCAGACGGACGCCAUCAUCAACUAUGGAAACUCGGGAGGGCCGCUGGUGAACUUGGACGGGGACGUCAUCGGCAUAAACACGCUGAAGGUCACGCCGGGAAUAUCAUUUGCGAUUCCGUCCGACCGGAUACGCCAGUUCCUGGCCGACUCCUACGAGAGACAAAGGAAAGGGAACGUCCGGCCCAAGAAGCGGUACAUCGGAGUGAGGAUGUUACAGCUGACACCCACCUUGAUCAGGGAUCUAAGAGAGCGUGAGAGCAAUUUCCCAGAAGUCAGUUCAGGAGUUUACGUCUACGAGGUGAUCCCUGGAUCAGCCGCCUCCAGCGCUGGCAUGAAGAAACACGACGUCAUAAUCAGCAUCAACGGCAAGCUGGUCCAGACCACGGAGGACGUGAGCCACGCGGUGCAAUCGGCCGAGUCGCUCCUCGUAGCCGUGCAGCGCGCUAACGAAAAUGUCACGCUGACGAUCGUUUCCGACGAACUGUAGCCACGGCGAUGGACCGAAAGCCCACUUCUGUUCUAACGAGACUCACUGAUCUUGUCGGAGCUAUUAACACAGCGUUAUUACAGUAUUAUUCCUGGUUACUAAGACAUAAUAACAUGCUAGCGAGCAAACGUGUUCGAACAUGCUAGCAAGCAUCAAGUCUGUUUGCAAAUUUAACCACCACGUGACUAAUGGAAUGUAUAUAGCAUGAGUUUAUAUACGCUUAGUGACCUGUAUUAGGUCAGGUUUAGCUGAAAGUACAGCACAAGCUAGCAAGCCGCUAAUUAGCAGAUUAGCUAUCAGGCUAUUAUUGUGUGCUUCCCAGUGUUGUGCCUAUUCUUGUGAUAUAAAAUGCUUCGAAAGUAGAACCUAGAAGUUCAAAGUUCUAUAUAUCGGUUAAAUUAGCGCUUUUUGCUACGUGUAAAUGUAAGUAUUUCUGAGUAUUUUUUUUAGCAAUUUCUCAUCAUAUCUGAGGUAAAUGUUAA